Messenger RNA from Ustilaginoidea virens, 1065 nucleotides. RefSeq lists its product as uncharacterized. NCBI's taxonomy places the organism in Eukaryota, Fungi, Ascomycota, Sordariomycetes, Hypocreales, Clavicipitaceae. The record is from RefSeq and is a predicted model, not a curated record. The coding region runs from base 1 to 1065 and encodes 354 amino acids. Gene Ontology annotation, biological process: protein import into mitochondrial matrix. Gene Ontology annotation, cellular component: mitochondrial outer membrane; mitochondrial outer membrane translocase complex. The transcript is spliced from 3 exons. Gene Ontology annotation, molecular function: transmembrane protein transporter activity.
AUGGCUGCUCAAAUAGACUCGAUACGCUCGCUUUUAUUCGCCAAUCCAGUAGCCGCUGCGAUUGGCGAGGCCCUCAACUCCUUUUCCGAGCGCAGAGCGAAGCUAGGCCUGCCCAACCCUGGCACGACGGAGAAUCUGUCCAAGGAGGUCCAGCGCGAUGUUCUUCUCAACAACUACAUGUUCACCGGCAUCCGCGCCGAUUUGACAAAGAUCUUCAGCAUGGCACCCCUCUUUCAAGUGUCCCAUCAAUUUGCCCUGGGUGAGCGUAUCAACCCCUACACGUUCGCCGCCAUGUACGGCACUGGCAAGGUCUUCUGCCAAGGAAACAUUGAUAAUGAGGGAUCCCUCUCUGGACGAUUCAACUUUCGAUGGACCGACAAGCUCGUGUCCAAGUCGCAGCUUUCCAUCUCCCCCGGCGGCCAGGAUAUGGCGCAAUUCGAGCACGAGUACAACGGCGACGACUUCAGCGCGUCUCUCAAGAUGCUGAACCCUUCUUUCCUGGAAGGGGGGAUGACCGGUAUCUACAUUGGAAGCUACUUGCAAUCCGUCACGCCCAAGCUCGCCCUCGGCAUGGAGACUCUCUGGCAGCGACCUGCUUUGACCCAAGGCCCUGAAUGUGCUGUUUCCUACUGCGCCCGCUACAAGGCUGACGACUGGAUGGCCGCGGCUCAGCUGCAGACCGCCAUGGGCACCCUGAACACGUCGUACUGGCGAAGGCUUUCCGACAAGGUUCAGGCUGGCGUUGACCUGAGUCUCGGCCUCGUUCCCUCCGCCGGCGGCCUGAUGGGUGGCGGUCUGCAGAAGGAGGGUGUCACUACCGUCGGUGCCAAGUACGAUUUUCGCAUGUCCACCUUCCGCGCCCAGGUCGAUUCCAAGGGCAAGCUGAGCUGCUUGUUGGAGAAGCGCGUCGCGCCCCCCGUCAUGAUGACAUUUGCCGCCGACAUCGACCACUACACGCAACAAGCCAAGCUUGGCCUGGGCGUCUCCAUCGAGACCUCGCCCGAUGAGCUUCAAGAUCAGCAGGAGGCACUGGGCGCUCAGACUCCUCCCAACAUCCCCUUCUAA